Molecule: messenger RNA, 5774 nt
Organism: Hypomesus transpacificus
Lineage: Eukaryota; Metazoa; Chordata; Actinopteri; Osmeriformes; Osmeridae
Gene: bicdl1
Product: BICD family like cargo adaptor 1
Exons: 10
Coding region: 1-1860 (619 amino acids)
Biological process (GO): Golgi to secretory granule transport; vesicle transport along microtubule
Source: RefSeq, a predicted model, not a curated record
AUGUCAGCUUUCUGCCUCGAUCUGCACACAUCUUCCGCGGUUUCAGCACCACUCGAGCUGGACAGCGACUGCAUGGAGCACCCACUGGAUGAGGGAAACACAAGCCCACAAGAUACGGGAGGAUUUCCGGGCCACUCGCUGCUACACACGGGCUCUGGCGGCCUUGGGAUGGCGUUAGAAGAGGAGUUAGCCAUGCUCACUGGAGAGCGGGAGGAGGAAGAGUUAUCUACCUUAGAUGAGCCUAUUAUAGGACAAAAUACUGACUUGUUGUCUCUCUUCCGCCAAAAGGAAAAGGACUUAGUUUUAGCUGCUAAACUCGGCAAAGCACUGCUUGAGCGAAACCAAGACCUGACUAAGCAAUAUGAACAAAUGAACAAAGAUCUUAACGAGAAAUUGGAGCACCUGGAACAGGAGAAGCACGAGCUGCGACGGCGGCUGGAGAGCCGCGAGGGCGAGUGGGAGGGCCGCGUGGCCGAACUGGAGACGGAUGUCCUGCAGCUGCAGGGGGAGCUGGAGCGCCACCAGGCCCAGCUGAGGGAGGCUGAGCGGGACAAGACCCGGGCUGUCAGCCAGCUGGCCGAGCAGAACCACAGGCUACUGGAACAACUCAGUCGGGCUGCUGAGGUGGAGAGGCAGCUGUCCACUCAGGUCCACUCCUUACGAGAUGACUUCCGCGAGAAGAGCGUCUCCACCAACCAGCACAUAACACGUCUGGAGAGCCUACAGGCCGAGAUUAAGAUGCUGUCGGAGCGAAAGAGAGAGCUGGAACGCCGUUUCCACGCCGUUCUAGAGGAGAACGAGGUGCUGCAGAACAGCGUGGAAGAACUGCGAGAGAGAACCCUGGUUCUGGAGAAGCGGUGUCGAGAGAAGGACUCGCAGCUGCACCAGAGCCAGCUGGAGCUGCGGGAGGUGCAGGUGUCUCACCGGCAGCUGAGCGCCCGCCUGGAGGAGCUGGCCGACGAGAGGAGCCUGCAGGGCCUCAGCCCGCACCCGUCCAGCCUGCUGUGUGAGAUCGAACAGAGCAUGGAGCAGGAGGAGCAGGAACAGGAGAGGGAGCAGCUCCGUCUGCAGUUGUGGGAGGCCUAUUGCCAGGUGCGAGCGCUCUGCUCCCACCUGCGGGGCAACGACAUCACCGACUCGGCCCUGUCCACCGACUCUUCCAUGGACGAGUCUUCGGAGACGUCCUCCGCCAAGGACGUGCCCACCGGGAGCCUGCACGCUGGCCUGCUGGAGCUACGCCGCCUCACUCAGAACCUGCUGGAUGGCAACGAGUCCACGGGUUCCCGGCGUAGCGAUGAGGAAGCACUAGAAGACCAGGUGAGAAAGCUGGGGGAGGAGCUACGGGACGUGAGGGAACAGUACGAGACGGAACAGCUCAGAGCACGGAACAGUCAGGAAGAACUCCUUCAAAUGCACAAUCAGAUGACGCUGCUCUCCGUGGAGAUGUGCUCGGUGAGGGAGGAGAGCGAGAGGAUGAGAGCCAGGGCUGAAGUCACAGAGCCCAGCGAACAGCUGCAGAACGCCAUCCGGGACAGGGACGACGCCAUCUGCAAGAAGAAAGCAGUGGAGAUGGAGCUGGCCAAAUGUAAGAUAGACAUCAUGUCACUCAACAGCCAACUCCUGGACGCCAUCCAGCAGAAGCUGAAUCUCUCCCAGCAGCUAGAGGCCUGGCAGGAUGACAUGCAUAGAGUGAUUGAUCAGCAGCUGAUGGACAAGCACCAGGAGGAGUGGAAGGCGAGCCCCUUCUCCCUGUCUGUGUCCUCGGGGGCCCACAGCGCCCCCUCUGGUCAGUCCUCCCGGAGGGCCCACCGCCGCUCUGAUGGAGACAAGAGGCUCUUCUCCUUCUUCAAAAAGAACUGAGCACCUCUGGACUGGCCACAGCGAGCACAAGAGAGAAAGAGAGAGAGAGAAAAAGUGAAGUGAGAGAAGGAGGGAGCGAGAGAGGGGGGGUCACAGGUCAAGACAGCCAAAGAUGAAGGCAGUGACACAGCACUACGGACCGCGAGGCACCAGUGAGGUUCAGGGGUCAUUUUUGCACUUUAUCUGCCCUAUCACGUCUUUCCUUACAGAUUCUGACGAAUAGAGACCGAGACAAAGGAUCUAAUGGACUGUUUCGAAAGACAUCCCCAGAGGCCUUGGCACUGCAGUCUCCCUAAAACCUCCAGGGUGCCCAGUGUUACAGUACAGGGUCACACAGAGCCCCUCCUGAAAGAAAGGUCCCAGUUGUGCCUCCCUCCCUCGGGUGAGGAUGGUGGGGGAAUAGAAAAAUGGGGUUUUUGGAAAGGAGACUUCCAUAGAGGGACAGUGACCAAUGUCUAGGGGGUAAACAUGUUCCAGCUCUGUAAUGUUUACUCCAGUUUAUUCAGAUACUCAGGGAGCUAUACAUCGAGGCCUUAUUUCCUGCCAGUCUGUACAAUCAGAAGGAUGGAUGCUUGUUCAAAUGAACCCAAUGAACUCUACGUUCAUCAUUCCAUUACAGAGAUGUUCUUUUACAGUACAUUUAAAGACCGAAUAGUUGUUGAAAUUAGGGAUGCACCCAACAUAUAGACAUCAGCGUUGCAACUGAGCUUUAGCCUAAACCAUUUGGCUAAGGUCAGAACUUUGGCACAUAAACGCAUGGCUGAGGAUUCUCUGCAUGUUUUGCACAUAGCUCUAACAGCAACAUGGUUGCCUAGAAAAUGGCUAGGUGAUCAUACAUUCCCUAAACAAGACAGACAGAUAGAUAUUUAACUUACCCCGUCCAAGUAGCCUACAAAACAGAACGCUUCACGGCAGGUGAAGUCGUGUACGUUGUGUCAUUUCCAUCAUGCAUACUCCAACAUAAACGAGUCCAUUAAGUUUCUAUUGUCGAUUGUCUUAUCAGAAGCGAUAUGUGUGUUAUUAGCAGUGGCUAUAAAUAAUUUGUGUAGUGAAACAAACAUAGAGUACUCGUCUUUGUUUAUGGGCGGCGGCCUAACCUAAACAAGUAUUGCAAACAAAACCAAAGACAGGCCUACUAGAGUAGACUGAUCACACUGCCACGCCCCCAGACAGUCCUCGACUGGAAAACAUGGGCUUACACAGUCUACUUUGCUGACAAAUUAUUCAGUGAUCCUAAAAAAUGUGUUUUUGUGUUGAAGAUUGACAACAUGCGGAUCUUUUUAACAGCACCAUACGAUCGGUAAACGUAAUCUUAGCUGAUGGCCAUCAAGUUAAAUAUCAGACAACACCGAUGUUCGGCCGAUUGAUCAGUGCAUCCCUAUAAUUCAAAUACAUAAAACAAUAGGACUUUAAUUUAAAGCUAGCCAAGUGCAAAUAUUUGACAAAAUUAACGAGGUUCCAGACCAAAGGAGAUGUGAGGGUGACUAUAAUGUAGUAAAUAGUGAAUGUAUGCCAAUUACCAGCCUAUUCAAUGGGACAGUUGGUUUUCUCAGGUGUGCGGAGAUCUCUACCCUGGCCUCAUGUAUAGAUAUCUGAAAUCUGAAUAAAUCUUGGAGGAAGCAGGAAUUUGUGGCAACCUCUAUCCAGGUGGUAUUUUUGUACUGUUUUCAUGUCCCAUUACAAACAACAAUAGAGUAAUCUAAGAAAUUAUACUGUAUGUUCAAUCAUCUUGCCAGUUGUCCGCUAGUCAAUCAUGAUGAAUCUUUCUAGCUGACCAAAUUUCCACAAUUGUUUACAUAUUCUUGAUAAAGGAGGAGACAAAAUUAUAUCUCAAUAUUUCUGCAGUGCCUAACUUCAGCAAGUCCAAGGCCUCCAUGUUGUGCUAAAGGUAUAUCCUUCAAACAAACAUCAAUAACAAAGGAAAAGUCAUUCGGAGUCAGAAAGUACCUUAUGUUGAUUUACAGUAGGCCUACCAACCAGUAGAGGAUGGUGUAGAAUUGUUAGGGCUUGGCUUUGACACAUUCUGUUGAACUGUAGGAGAGAAUAGGGAGGGUCUACAGUACUUCCAGUCUCCUAACUCCAGACUGUUGCAGUGGACAUGGCUGACAGAACGGCUCAGCUGUAGGGCUUCCAUUAAGGCCAGCGAUAUCUGACUGACAAUAAUACAGAAUGAGUGAUGACAUGAGGUUGGAUGUUGUAUGAUUUCGCUUCUGGCACAGUCUCCUGUCCUGUCCUGCUCCAAGUCAUGUGUAACAUACCUGUGCACUCCUAUGCAGAUGCCUGCUUACUCUCAGUUGGAAAGGUUGUUGAUAUGGAUCAACCCAAAGAAUAAUUUUUUUAAGAAGUUUGGAUGAAAUCAAUAUAUUUAUAAAUACAUUCCUUUCCAAUGAAAAUGGACUUUUUUGAAGAAGAAGAAGAAGAACCCUGUACAUUGUCUGUGUAGUUUUGUUUUUGUUUUCAAGAUGUUUAAAAUGUUUUGUUUUUAUUUGACAAAAUGUAAAGAGAUGGUAAGUGUAGGGAGAUUCCUUAAGUAUUUAAGAUCCAGUAUUCGGCACAGAAACAUGGUAGAGUUGAAGUGGGUUAAAAUACACAGUAGGACUGAACAGGGUGGGGAGAAAGCAAUGUUUCAGCCUUGGUAAAUGAUAAGAUUGGGCUCAAAGUAUUGAGCAACUCUUCCCAUGACAAACGACAUGUUUGUCUUUCAUCAACCUGUCUUCUUGUUAAACUACAUGACAUUAUAAUUUAGUUGAACAUUUUAGCUCUUAAAUUUAAAUGUAGUGUUUUUUUCUUCAUGAAUAUCUGUCGACUUGUGUCAUUAUGUUAUUGUAUUGUCUUCGUUUUUUUAUUUGAAUACUUUUCUUAAAGUCUGUCUCUCGAGUCUUUUUGCUGGCAGCAUUGUGAUGCUGUUCUGGUAUGUGGAGAGUGUUGUGGCGAAGGCGGACAUUCCACAGCGUGUCAUCUGCUUGUCCUUACGAGCAAGAUAUGCUGCCUGGAAUUUCACAUUGUUUCAGUGCUUCUGGUGAGUUCACUGUGUGUGUGUGUGUCUUCAUGUGCAUUUGUGUCUGUUUUGCAUUUCACUCACCAAUCUAAGAACAUGCACUUUUUUCGGAGCGAAGUCUUUAUGAAUUGUGGGACUGAAAUGCCUAGCUUUGGUUCAGGUUCUAUUUGUCCACUCAUUCCCAGACUGAGCAGAAUGGGAAACCCAUUUAUUCUGUGACAUUAUCAAUGGAAAAAACAGGAAAUUGACACCUUGGCCCAAUUUAGUUUGCACACACACUACUUUAAGGUUACGACAAUUAUGCAAAGACUGAUGCAAGAUUUCACCAUUUGGGAACUUCAGUAACUUUUCAAUGAACGGUUAUAGGAACUGUCCAGGUGAUGGGUCUGCAUUGAUGAAUGAAUGAAGCCAGCCAGGGCUGUGAAGUAGUGGUUCUAUAGUCUAACUCACAGUAGGCUACACAAUGGAAAUUCUCUAUACAGCUCCCAUAAUAUUGAGACCAAUUGAGAGAAACCUAUUCAUGAAUUAACAUAGAAGAGCCUUAUCUUUUGUUUCUGAGAUUAAUGAAUGUCAGUACGCUUGAUUAAAUUAAGUAAGACUCCAGAUUACAAAAUGAGCAUUAGGAAGGUCAGUGCUGAGAAUAGUAAAUAUACUUUGGCUACAUAUGUGUAUGUAUGUAUGUACACAUUCUCAAUAUACAUAUGCAUACUCAUUCAGUAAUACUGUAUAUAUGAUAUUAGUUUUUCUAUUCUGAACUUUGAUAAAGAAAUACAUCAUUUAUGUACAGCGAGGGAAAUACAUGUAUAAGUGUCUGGUUUUAUAUUCAUAGCAAAUAACUAUUUUCAAUAAAGGGGUGAAAUAUAUUGUAAGCAUUAGAUAGAAUUUUAUAGACCGUUUUCAAGGUGUGGAGUGUGUU